Molecule: messenger RNA, 5695 nt
Organism: Scatophagus argus
Lineage: Eukaryota; Metazoa; Chordata; Actinopteri; Scatophagidae
Gene: brd2a
Product: bromodomain containing 2a
Exons: 12
Coding region: 2128-4614 (828 amino acids)
Biological process (GO): chromatin remodeling; regulation of DNA-templated transcription
Cellular component (GO): nucleus; chromatin
Source: RefSeq, a predicted model, not a curated record
CAGAGACGCAUGCGCAAUGCUUCGUGUUGCAACACAGACGGGGACCGACACUAACAGUCAUCUGCAGAAAAAACAGACAUUUCUAACCCUUUUGAGCCUAACUUGGGAGCUACGCGUGGGCUGUGAAGGAUUAUUGCGACCAUAAAAGGAUUACCCUGGAGGAAGUUUGGGAAAUAGCGUAAUCAUUAGCCUAGUGCUAAAAAUCAUGUUCAUCACGUGGUCAAAUAUGACCAAUCGGAGCGAGCCAAAGCCAACGGAAAGUAUGCUCUUUGUUCGGAUAUUUUGCCAACUUUAAUCUCAAUUUGAGCCUUAUAUUCUGUAUAAGUCACAGGACGUGGAAUGGAUUGGACGCUUUUGCGAGAAAGGAUAUGCUGUGGAUGCGUUUUAUUGCAGUUUCGGGGAAUGCCACGUGUUCAACUUUUGAUAAACAGCACGCUCAGGCUUAUUUCAUCACAUGACCCCCCUCCCCCACCCAGUGCGGGGCAUGGGGAAGAAGGCGGACAUGUUUGAGGGAAAUGUGUUGGUUAAAAAGUAUCGAGGUGGAAGACAAGAAGAUUAUUUGAAGAAAGGUUUCGCAUUACUUGGGAUUUACUUGUCAACAUUUCCAUUUAUUUUAAGUUCAAGGUUUUUUAUCAUACUUUGAAAGUAUUUGUUUUUUAUUAAUUUAAUUUUAACCCAUUUAAAUGUAUACUUUGUGAUUUUAUAUCGUUAACUUAUCAAAACUUCAGUAAUAUUUCGUUUCGUGAGGAUUUACUUUUAUUUUCCAUCGUUUAUUUGAGUGACAUUGUAGGGAAUUUGUAACCUUGGUGUGGGGGAUGGGCGCAUGGGGUUAGGUAACCAUUUUGUGUAGUUGUCGACUAUUUGAAUUGUCGGUCCCUUUUAGAGAUAAGAUUCCUCGUAGGUAUUUACUCAAUUGGUAAUUUUUGGUACUGUAUGUUUUUAAAAACAGUUUUAGCCUAAUCUUUUGAGAACUCUCAAAGGUCAGGCGUGGUACUUGCAUUUUCAAAGCCACGUAAGAGCUUUUUUGGGUGAUUUACUACAGUUUUGUUGUAACGGUAAUGUAUAUGCCAGAGUGAAUUCUCUAAGGAGUUUGGUUGGGAAAGAGCAUCUGUUAGUUUGAUCAAAUAUCGUUUGAGGUCAUUGAGGAAAACUGCUGUGUCAUUCAGGGCUAUGUGGUUAUUCUUGAACGCUGUUAGGUGUGGUCGUUUUUUUUGUUUCGUUAAAUUAAUAGGACUCACAGCUUCGCUGUUACACAUUCAAUAGGAAUGCUACGUUUGGAUUUGAUCCUAAGAACACUUGGGAGUUUGUGAGCCAUGGAGGCCUUGUUUGGCUGUUGUUCAUAAGGGGUGGCCUUAAUUUGCAGCUGAUGGACACUGUUGCUUUUCCUGGUUUUUGUAAACGAAAUGUGUGUUGUUUUUCUAUUUAUUGUUUACGUUUUAUGUUUCUUAUUGCGAAUAAGUGUAUUAUAAUACUCGAUGUCACGGUACUUAAAGAUGGCGGAUGUGCGCCUCUUUGGAAAGACAGAAAUGCGGAUAUUCUAACAACUAGAGAGCCUGUGGGGAGAGGCUGCUGGGGGACACGCGUGACCCGGUGGAACAACCAAUAGGCAUCUUGGUAUUUGCUCUGGAAGCCCGCGUUUCAACCGUAUUGACCAAUCCUCAUCUUCGCUUUGCACACGUUGACGUAAUGUAAUGUGAUAAGGGGAAGGACGACAACGGUGCCUCAGAAUUUUGUACAGGGUAAUAUGGAGGAACCAGUUACAGACCGCACUUCUGUAACACUCAAUAGGCUGGACCAAUAGUAUUGUGCAAUUCAAUUGAUGGACAGCAAAAAAUUGCGAAUAGGUUGGGCCGAAAGAUUUGCAGUGAGCCCACAGUAACAAGGGGUGUGGUGACUUAGACAGACAUCGUAAGCAGCGAAUAGAAACUUCGAGGGCGUGGGCAAGUUGAGGCAGUUCAUCCAAUAGGCUCGAUGGUUGGUCUUUAAAAGACCGGGUAUAGUCGCAUCGUCGCCAUUUCAACGAAGCAGACGGAAGGUGUUCACCGUGGCGGUCAGCGGAGAAAACUGACGAACAGAGACGGAUCCAGGUCUGAGUCUAGCUAAUAAACAGAAUCCGGAUCCAUCCUGAUGGAUAUGGCUGUGAACCCGCUUCUUGACAGCUCCCAUGUCGGGGUUGAGGCUGGCAUAAUGGGAGUCACAACGAUGGACCAGGGUUCUGGCACAGCUGGAAAACGCAUCCGAAAACCUUCACUGCUCUAUGAGGGAUUUGAGAGUCCUGGGAUGCCCCCUGUCAAUCAGAUGGCCCAUUUGGGACCCCCACAGCCGCCGGUGAAAGACCCCAGCCGACAGGGGAGGAUGACCAACCAACUUCAGUUCUUACAGAAAGUCCUGCUCAAGUCUUUGUGGAGGCACCAUUUUGCCUGGCCUUUCCAUGAACCUGUAGAUGCAGUCAAGCUCAGUCUGCCUGACUACCAUAAGAUCAUCAAAACUCCCAUGGACAUGGGCACUAUCAAGAAGAGACUAGAACAUAACUACUACCGCAGUGCCAGCGAGUGCAUGCAGGACUUCAACACCAUGUUCACCAACUGCUACAUUUAUAACAAGCCCACAGAUGACAUAGUUCUGAUGGCUCAGUCUCUGGAGAAGGCAUUCCUGCAGAAAGUGGCUCAGAUGCCCCAGGAGGAGCUAGAGCUUCCUCCUCCCCCUCCACGGAGCAAACCAGGCAAGCCUGGCAGAAAAGGCAGAGUCUCUGGAGGUGUGACGACAGCUCAUCAGGUCCCAGCUGUCUCCCAGUCAGUGUACUCGCCUCCCACCCCGGAAACCCCUGACUCCAUCCUCUCCACCCCACCACAGACUCUUUUGACCAAGAGCCUGCCCCCUUCCCUUCCACAUGAGCAAAGCAUCCCCACCAUUACCAGUCUGCCUCCCACACAGCCCACAGCAAAGAAAAAAGGUGUAAAGAGGAAAGCUGACACCACCACCCCCACCACUGUAGCCAUGCCCAUCAUGAGCACCAUGGGCGUCAGCGGCAUCAGCCUGGGGUUGGGCAGUGGGCACAAUUCCCCGCUCACCCUCACCUCUCUGGGAGUGGACCACAACUCCAGCCUGGGGAUGAGCCAAGGCCUCGUCCAAGGCAUGGGGAUGGGCAUGGGGAUGGGCUGUGGACCAGUGAUGAUGGGUACUAAAACAGCUGGAGGGGCCAGAAGAGGAGUGAGUGGACGACCCAUCAAACCCCCCAAGAAGGAUUUACCAGACUCCAUGGUUCCACCGCCAGUGCGUCGCAGUAAGCUUAACCCCCAGCUGCGCUACUGCAAUGGGGUCCUGAAAGAGCUGCUGUCAAAGAAGCAUGCGGCAUACGCCUGGCCCUUCUACAAGCCUGUCGAUGCCUCGUCUCUCGGUCUUCACGACUACCACGACAUCAUUAAGCAGCCCAUGGACCUCAGCACCAUCAAGCGUAAGAUGGACAGCAGAGAGUAUCACGACUCGCAGCAGUUCUCUGCUGAUGUUAGACUGAUGUUCUCAAACUGCUACAAGUACAACCCCCCUGAUCAUGAUGUGGUGGCAAUGGCCAGAAAACUUCAGGAUGUCUUUGAAUUUUGCUUUGCUAAGAUGCCAGAUGAACCGCCAGCACCCCCCAGCUCCUCAUCUUCCUCCUCCUCCUCUUCAUCAUCAUCCGAGAGUGAGCUCAGCAGUGAAAGUGAGGAGAGUGAGAGCAGUCCCAGCUCAGACUCCGAGGAGGAGCGAGCAAACCGGCUCGCAGAGCUGCAGGAGCAGCUGAAAGCUGUGCACGAGCAGCUCACUGCACUCUCACAGGGGCCCAUUGUCAAACCCAAGAAGAAGAAAGAGAAGAAGGACAAGAAGAAGAAGAAAAAGGUGGAAAAAGAGAAGCAUCGGAGGAUAGAAGAAGAGCCCCCACUUGUUAAACCGGCCAAGGCCCCCAAAAUCACCAAGACUCCAAAAACCAAGAGCAACCGAGCACCCGGGUGUCCUGUGGUGCCGAUUAAGAAGGCACCGAGCAAGAAAAACAACAAGAGCAAAUCCAAAAAGGCCGGCAUGACGUUUAGCGUGCCUCCAACGGUGCACGAUCCCAUAGUGAGUCACUUUGACUCUGAUGAGGAGGAAGAGACGGCGCCCAUGUCCUACGAUGAGAAACGCCAGCUCAGCCUGGACAUCAACAAGCUGCCCGGUGAGAAGCUGGGCCGCGUCGUUUACAUCAUCCAGUCCCGCGAGCCCUCGCUUCGCGACACCAACCCGGAAGAGAUCGAGAUAGACUUCGAGACGCUGAAGCCAUCGACGCUGCGGGAGCUUGAGAGAUACGUCAUGACGUGUCUGAGGAAGAAACCUCGAAAGCCAUACGCAAGUAAAAACAACGUGGCUGGCAAGUCCCGGGAAGAACUCGCUCUGGAGAAACAAAUGGAGCUGGAGAGAAGGCUGAUGGACGUCAGCGGUCAACUCAACUCUGGAAAAAAGCCUCCAAAGACCAAACCAGAGAAACCUGCAACGGAGCAGCACACCCAGCCGUCACGUCUCAGUGCCAGCAGCUCCUCCUCGGACUCGUCUUCGUCCUCCUCUUCCUCCUCAUCCUCAGACACAAGUGACUCGGACUCUGGCUGAGAGGGUUACCAUAUGAAAGGCUCAUGUGAGGAACCCCGGGCGUUUGGCUUCCCACUGAGUGAACUGAACUGCAGUUGAGCUGCUGACGAUGGAGCCGCAGGACGGAUCAGACGAGACCAGCACCAGGCAGAACCGGUCUGACUUGACAAGCGUCAAACCAACAAAGACAGAAAGAGAGAGAUGGGUCUUUCCCUGCGCUCAGCUCAGUCAUCCAAACCCGUCCUGAACACAGACAGGCUGAGGACGGACAGAUGGAGAGCAGGACACUCGGCAUGAGGACGUUCUCUGGAGAACCGGCCUUGUUGGGCCGAGCGAGGGAUGUUCCAUCUCCUGCAUUAAAAAGAGAGAAGAGCGAAGCAUGUGUUGGAGGGAUAAGGGUGCUACAGCCAGAAUCUGUCUUAUUUCUGGAGAUAAUUUCCCUUCUUCCUGUGCUCUCUGUCUUUAUGCUGUAUAGAUAAGGUGUACAGUUAUAUAAAUAUCUAUUUUUCUUUUAUAAAGAAGCAUUUUAUGGAGCUAAUUUAUUCCCUCAUUCUGGGAAAGACGAACUGGUGUGGGCGGAGACGUGUUUUAGUUUUUGUUUAGAUUUUUUUUUUUCCUUGAGUGACAGAAGGUAUUGGGAAAACAUGUGAGAGUGUGUGUGUGUGUGUGUGUGUGUGUGUAUGUGUGUAUGAAUGAAUGCGUCACGUGUGUGUGUGUGUGUGUGUGUGUGGGAUCCGGCACCACAAGUGCAGCCUGGUGAAGUUCCUCAUAGUUUUGACGCAGGCGUUGAAAAUCAGUCUGCACGCAGAAGCACCUUUGGUUCAGUACAAAACAGAUUGCAUGCAAUACAGAGGAGCUGACAGACACCUGCAUACUCAUGUACUACUUUACUGCAUCAUUGUGUACUCAUGUACUUGUUUGAAAGGGUCGGCCACUGUACAGAAAUGUUACACGUCAGUUUAUGCAUAAAUAUUUCUGUUCCCAUGUGUGCUGUCUUUUUUCCCUCAUCUGUUUCUCUGUAAACAUGUUUUUUUUCUUCUUCUUGUGACCAAUCUGCUAAUAAAUUGUGAGGACGUGUCUUGUCCGCUCACCUGUGCCCGAA